Molecule: messenger RNA, 1176 nt
Organism: Solanum stenotomum
Lineage: Eukaryota; Viridiplantae; Streptophyta; Magnoliopsida; Solanales; Solanaceae
Product: probable protein phosphatase 2C 51
Exons: 6
Coding region: 1-1176 (391 amino acids)
Biological process (GO): protein dephosphorylation
Cellular component (GO): cytosol; nucleus
Molecular function (GO): cation binding; protein serine/threonine phosphatase activity
Source: RefSeq, a predicted model, not a curated record
AUGGCAGAGUUUUCAAUGGAAGGAGAAAAGGUAGCAUUUCUCUUAGUAACAUUUCUUUGCUCGAGUUGUGCAUAUGAGGUCUCAGUAUCUUGUAUGAUGGCCUAUGAUGAGGGUGGUGCUUCAGCAGUUUUCAACUCGCCUGAAUGUCAGCUGUGGGAUUUUUCUACUGCUAUUAAAAAUGGAACAGAUAAUUGCCUUAUAGCUACGCAUCAGGGGCGUAGGAAAUACCAAGAAGAUCGUAUGACAUGCUAUCCUCGCGUUACUGUUCCUGUUUUAGGUAAAGAUGGUGUGGAAGAAGCUAGUGUGGGUAUAGCGGCAGUGUUUGAUGGACAUGGAGGCAAGGAAGCAAGUGAGAUGGCUUCUCAGAAAUUCUUUGAUUACUUUCUAUUGCAUGUUGUUUUCAACACAUACAAGAAUCUCUUUUCACACAGUAAAGAGCAUGAAGAAGCAGGUCAAAAUAGCUUGAAAUUCAAAGUUGAUGAUGAGGCGACACUUGGAAUUCUAGAGAAAGCCCUCUUGAGAACAAUCCAAGACAUAGAUUCAGAGUUUACACAGGAAGCUUUGAAGAAUGACUACAUUUCUGGAUCAACUGCAAUAGUUGUUCUUUGGAUGAAUGGGCAGAUAUUAGUUGGUAACCUGGGUGAUUCAAAAGCCCUCAUAUGCUCGAGGAAAACUCAUUUUGAUCAGGAAAAUGAAGGUGAUUUGAUCACAAGACUUCAAGCUGAGGAACUAACGAAAGAUCACCAUCCUGAUAGGGAUGAUGAAAAGGCUAGAAUUGAAGCAGCUGGUGGGGUUGUCCUUGUUGUUGGCGUGCCUCGUGUCAAUGGUAUAUUGGCUGUCUCACGGUCUAUUGGUGAUAUUCGUUUGAAAAGAUAUGGAAUUAUUGCUGAACCAGAGGUCACAGGUUGGAGACGUUUGUCAACUGAAGACUGGUAUGUGGUGAUAGGAUCCGAUGGCAUAUUUGAAAGAAUGAGUCCCCAGGAUGUCUGUGAUAUUUUACACGAUGGACAUGAUAAGGAGAACAAGACAUCUAUCGACUCGUCCUCCUGUCCAUCCUCUUUAGCAGACUGCAUUGUCCACAAUGCAUUUAGUAAAGGUAGUGGUGAUAACUUGUCUGUUAUUGUGAUUCUAUUGAGACAAGAAUCCCCUUCACUUGAUUACAAACAACAGAUAUAA